AUGCUUUGUAGGAGUCUCAGCAUGUACAAGAGCAGCACAAGAAUCAACAAUUCAAACCCUACCUCUCUUUCGAUCCAAUUCAGACUUGAUAGCAAUCAAAAUCUUGAGAUGGCUUCGAAGCGGAUUCAAAAAGAGUUGAAGGACUUGCAAAAAGAUCCACCUGCUUCUUGCAGUGCUGGCCCAGUUGGGGAAGACAUGUUCCAUUGGCAAGCAACCAUAAUGGGCCCAUCGGAAAGCCCAUUUUCUGGUGGAGUAUUUCUUGUGUCCAUUAAUUUCCCUCCUGAUUACCCUUUCAAGCCACCAAAGGUUUCCUUCAGAACCAAGGUGUUCCAUCCAAAUAUAAACAGUAAUGGUAGCAUCUGCCUUGAUAUUCUCAAGGAACAGUGGAGUCCUGCACUCACCAUUUCAAAGGUUUUGCUGUCGAUUUGCUCAUUGUUGACAGACCCGAACCCUGAUGAUCCAUUAGUGCCAGAGAUUGCUCAUAUGUACAAGAACCAAAGGGACAGGUAUGAGACCGCUGCCCGAUCUUGGACCCAGAAAUAUGCUAUGGGUUAAGGAACUCAUUCUGGCCUUUGGUGUGGUGUGGUGUGGUGUGUGAAAAUCAAAAACUAGUGCGGAAUAAAUCACAUCAUCAUAUAGAAAAAUUGGUUGUGGGUUUGUUGCUUCCUAUUAUGUCACACUAUAAAACAAGUUGACUUUGCUUUUAAUACAUGCC
Lactuca virosa is the source of this 715-nucleotide messenger RNA. Lineage: Eukaryota; Viridiplantae; Streptophyta; Magnoliopsida; Asterales; Asteraceae. The record is from the annotation of a GenBank genome assembly.